AUGGGUUUUUUACCAAUUGAAUUUUCGUUGGAUAAUGCAAGUCUGGUGGCUUAUACGAUUGUUGCAACUCUUUUCUCAUUGUCGUCCAAUAUGUUUGAAAUUGUCGUAUUCAACAAGAAUGAAUGUACUAGUGAGAGGAGUGAAGGAUUUCUUCUCACGAGCCUACUUUUAGAUCAAAAUGAGGAGGAGUUUAUUGAAAGUUUUCCCAAUGAAUUGAUUGGUUCGAAAGAAUUUAUGAAGAAAGCUGUCGAAAUGUGUGGAACUAUUGUUAGGUGUGAGUGUUUGAAUAAGGAGUUUUUGCAGGAUCGUGAUUUUGUGUUAAGGGCUGUGAAUAAUGCACCAAUUUCCCUCUUGGAAGAGAUUCCACUUCAAUAUAGAAAUGAUGAUGAGAUUGUUUUUAAGAGUUGUUCAUUCAUCCCAGCAUGGGAUGCAGAAUUAAUGUCAGAUCGUUUAAAGAGCGACAAAUCUUUCCUUUUAAAGGUGAUUGAGAACGAUCCUCCCAUCUUUAAGUGUAUUAGUCCAGAACUAAAAACCGAUACAGAUUUCAUUAUGGAAUGCCUUGAUAGGGCUGGCACUACGCUAUUUGAUUACAUUCCCGACUGGAUUUUAGAAUCAAUCGUUAAGGAUAUCAAUAUAUUGAAAUCAGUUUCCUCCAAACGAUUUAUAAGGGAUUAUUUUGCACGAGCUGCCUCUAAAUUCCUCCCCCAUGAAGUAAUUAUUGAACUUUCCAAUGACAGAGAGUUUGCCUAUCAAUGCAUUAAGAAUCAAUCAACAGCUGCUUCAUUCUUCUCACCAGAUAUUAGAAAAGAAAUAGAAUUUAUCAAACUAUCCAAGAAUUUGAACAUUGCCCCAGAUAAGACAGUAUUAGAUCGUGAAUUCCUGAAAGAAAUGUAUAGCUUGGACAUUCAAAAUUUCCACUACAUGCCAGACGAGCUCAAGAAUAACAAAACCUUUGUUUUGGAGUUGAUGGAAAUCAAUGGAUUAGGUUUGGAAUUUCUCUCUUCUUCCCUAAGAACUGAUCAUGACAUUAUCCAACGAGCAAUUCAACAAAAUGGUUCCUCCCUCAAUGUUGCCCUAACUAAAGAAAGACGAAACAAGAAACUUCAAGAAAUGGCAACCGAAACUAGUGGCUAUUUCGAAUAUUUACAUGCUGACAACAUGAAAUUCUGGAAACACUUUAAUUUAAGAUUGGAGAAGGAGUACUUUGGAUUUGACAUUCCCAAACGUUUUUGUUCAGUAGCAGCGUUACACAAAAAGUACCAACUUGAUUGA
This is a messenger RNA of Naegleria gruberi, 1272 nucleotides long. RefSeq lists its product as uncharacterized. The record is from RefSeq and is a predicted model, not a curated record. The coding region runs from base 1 to 1272 and encodes 423 amino acids. The transcript has a single exon. NCBI's taxonomy places the organism in Eukaryota, Heterolobosea, Eutetramitea, Acrasida, Naegleriidae.